Messenger RNA from Aaosphaeria arxii CBS 175.79, 4358 nucleotides. RefSeq lists its product as uncharacterized. The transcript has 9 exons. Gene Ontology annotation, biological process: phosphorylation; phosphorelay signal transduction system. The annotation marks the transcript as partial. Gene Ontology annotation, molecular function: protein binding; phosphorelay sensor kinase activity. The record is from RefSeq and is a predicted model, not a curated record. Lineage: Eukaryota; Fungi; Ascomycota; Dothideomycetes; Pleosporales.
GUCUUCCCCUCACCCUCCCUGCGAUCGCGAAAGAAAGAAGAGGAAGAGAAGGAACAAGAAGAAAAGAAAAACGCCCUCCUUCGCCUCGCGACUCUCUAAUCCUCUCGAAGUAACAAUAUUUCUCCAUCCACCCCGCGCUCCCGACCCAAUCAACGCCUCUUAUCCCCGCGAUUCGUCCUGAGCUUCCCACCCUAAUGCUCACCACAUCGCCCUCGCUUGACGUUCAUGUUGUGGUAUAGCUGGACCUCCUGUUCUUGUUGGGCACCUGGGCCGAGUAAGAAAGCAUCUGGAAGGGUGUCUGCGCUACGGUGAACAACUGCGACGUUCCUCCCCAUCGACUUACCGACCUACUCACCGAUCUUCCUAUCCAUUCACACACAAUGUCUACAGUAGAGACACAGUUCCCCGGGCGACUCAACAUGGCCGAAGGCGAAGGCGUGGAAAGCGGAUAUUUUAAUCUGCGCAAUCGGUCAGCGCAUUCACCAGGCUCCAUUCGAAGUACAGACUCGAUGUCUCUACAUCUAUCCCCACCACCGUCCGAUACCUUGGCCGCCCUCACAGCUAUGCAGUACUUGCCCGUACCUUUGCUGGUCUUGUCAUCAGAAAAGACUGUCACCAUUGCCAACGAGGCUAUGGGUCGCUUGCUUGGAAUUGAUUUCGAAAGCAUUGCAGAAGACGAAAUGACCAUCUCAGAGUACCUCCAUGGCAAGACCAUGGGCGAGCUGGGUAUCGACGUACUCUCAAACGGCUCGCCUAUUCUGGUCUCCUGGGAGGAAUUCCUCAAUUCCGUACUCGAUGACGCAUCAGUCGAAGUAGAUGUAAAUGAACAGGCAGAGAUUACGCCGACCAUUAGUGGAGGGAGCACACCUACAGCAACGACCGCAAUGGAAACUUGGGACGUUAUCCAGAAACCAGCCCUGCCUCGAUUGAGCAGCACGAACUUGGCGAAAGCCACUGUUCGCGACAUAUCGGUCGAUGUUGUUAUCCCACCCCUCAAUCGUGAUACGCCAGCGAGAGGCCCGAAUGCAUACUUUCAAGACGCUCAAACAGCGAAUAUGAUAAUUUCUAUUUGGAGUAUUGAAGACAUCCAAUACUACACUAUGACCUUCACAAGUGCUUCGGCAGGACAUCGCCCAGCAUCACGGCCCUCUAGUCGAAUCGUGACUAGGCAGAGUACUAGCUUCCACGUGGGCAAGUCUCGCGGAUCGACUUCCAGUUCUUCAUCUGGCCGUAAAUCGGGUACUGGCUCCAAUCCCACUUCAAAAGCCGUGACACCGACAUUGCAACAACCCGAAUUCCCCCCUCGUGGCCCGCCUUCCAAGGCCAAGUUCGACUUGACUGCGUCAGCAUCCAUUUUCCAAAAAGCAACCCAAUUAAAGGAUGCUAUCCUCAACUCAAUCAACAUGCCCGCAUAUGCUAUGUGGAAAGACGAAGGUUUUGGGAUUCCCAACAAGGCUCUGCUACGCCUACUGCCCAAGGACGGCAAGUAUUCGGCAGGCGAUCAGCGUGCGUUCCUCAGGCAGUAUACUUUAUACACAGAAGAUUUCAGUCGUGAGCUAAGCCUAGAUGAAUUCCCCAUCAUCGAACUUUGCCGUACACGAAAGCCAUUUGAGAGCCGGAAGGUAGGCAUGAUCAACCCCAACUCCGGAGCGCAAAUUGUCUAUGAUGUGGUUGGCGAGUUGGUACUUCAGGAAGAGACUGGCGAUUUCUUAGGAGGCAUCGUGGUCUUUAGGGAUGUUACAGAGUAUACCAAGAAGAUCGCUGCCCAGAUCGAGGAGAAUGAGCGACAGUUCGAGUACAUAGCAAACUUCAUGCCGCCAAUGGUGUGGACUACGACCCCGGAUGGCCAGCACGACUGGUUUUCGCAAAGAUGGUACGAUUACACGGGACUCACGCCCAAGGAUUCCUUGGGCGAAGGGUGGCGAUUACCAUUUCAUCCGGACGAUAUGACGAGCACUGCUCACAGAUGGCAACACUCCCUGGACACUGGUGAUGAAUAUACAACUGAGUAUCGAUGCCAACGUCAUGAUGGUGAAUGGAGAUGGAUGCUUGGGCGAGCGGUACCCUUCUACGACGAUGACGGUAACAUCGUGAAAUGGUUUGGUACAUGCACGGAUAUCCACGACCUUGUUCAGGCCCGGCAGGAGGCACGACAGAACAGAGAACGGCUUCUCAAGGUGAUCGAACAUGCGAAAGUAACGCUCUGGGCCGUGGACAAGCAAUGCAACCUCAGCUUUAUGGAAGGAGACAUGGUUUGGAAAGAUGGGGAAUCCAACGAAAAGGCAAUCGGGCAAAACAUUUUCAUAACCAAUCCGGCACUGGAAAGAUGGAGGAGACCGAUAAACCACAUAUUGAAAGGCAACACUCAGGAUGAAAUAAUCGAGCGAUACGUACAAGAGAAUCGAUACUACCGAACCCGCCUUGUACCCAUGUGGAAAUCAUCGCGACAUGGCGACUCGCAAGGAGAAUGUGUCAUCGACGGCGUGAUUGGAGUUUCGAUGGAUGUCACGGAGAUUAUGGAACGAGAAAAUCAACUCAAGGAGCAAGAGAAGGAGAAUUCAAUACUGUUGGCCAAUGCUGCAGCAGCGAAAGAGGCAUCGAGGAUGAAGUCACAGUUCUUGGCCAACAUGUCCCACGAGAUUCGAACCCCUAUUGCUGGAGUGAUUGGUAUGAGCGAGCUCUUGUUGGACAUGAACCUGGAUGAAGAACAGCAGGAUUGUGCCGAGAAUAUCCAACGGUCGGCGAACGGAUUACUCACCGUUAUAAACGACAUUCUUGACUUUUCAAAGGUGGAAUCAGGGAGGUUGGAUGUCGAAGAGGUGCAGUUUAGUCUGUCGGUUGUGCUUCGAGACGUCAACCAGAUGAUGUCUUUCGCGGCGUCGAGAAAGAACAUUGCUUAUGAAAGCUACGUCGAACCUAUAGUCGAACAAGAUCUGAGGGUAAUGGGCGAUCCUGGAAGACUUCGACAGAUUCUCACCAAUGUCUUGACCAAUAGUAUCAAAUUCACAUCAGAAGGCAAGGUCCAGCUUACCGUAUCCAUCACCAACGAAACCGACGACAUAGUCACAAUACGCUUCGUUGUCGAAGAUACUGGUAUUGGAAUCGAAGAGGAAGUCCGCAAGAGACUGUUCCAGCCUUUCAGCCAGGCAGACUCAUCCACGGCCCGCAGGUUUGGUGGCACAGGCUUAGGCUUGACGAUCAGCAAGAAUCUUGUUCAGCUCAUGCGCGGAGACAUCGGUCUCGAAUCGAAGCUUGGACAUGGAACCACUGCAACAUUCUGGAUUCCCUUCAACAAAGCUCCUUACCAGGACGAUGGUUCACCGUUGAUCAACCUAGAUUCCAUCCCGGAUCGCCUGCAGUCUGACAUGUCCGUAUCUUGCGGAAGUUCUGAAGAUCACGGCAUGCCACCAGUUACUCCCAAACUGUAUAAUGGGGUUACUAGGCAAGCACGUUCUCGUCUGGAACCGAAGUCACAAUAUGUGAACCACGCUAUUCCUGACAAUCUGAUGAACCUUUCCGAAGAAGAAAGGAAGAGUAUACACGUUCUGGUCGUUGAAGACAAUCCAAUUAAUCAACAGAUCGCGCUCAAAACCAUCAAGAAACUGCAUUUUUCCGUGAGCGCAGUAUGGAACGGACAAGAGGCCUUGGAUUAUCUAAUGGAGGAGCCGUCUCCCAUGCACCCCCGGCCCCAUAUCAUCUUGAUGGAUGUACAGAUGCCAAUACGAGACGGCUACAGCGCGACCCAUGCCAUCAGGACAGAAGCCCCUUUCUCUACGCUACCCGAAGUCAAGAAUGUUCCCAUCGUUGCGAUGACGGCCUCGGCCAUUCAGGGUGACAAGGAGAAGUGUCAACGGGCUGGUAUGGAUGACUACCUAGCGAAGCCGGUAAAGGGGAAACUGCUCGAGAAGAUGUUGAUAAAGUGGGCGAUCGAGGGCAAACGGAAGAUGGCCAAGUCAGCACCAGCGAAUGAAGAAACAGAGUCACUGUCCAACGCUAGCGAGCCUGCCAAAGCCUCUUCCAGCGAUCGACAGCAGAUCGGCCAGGCUUCGGUCGAGCCUGAAACAACGGCGCAUUCUCCAGCGCUGACGGCUGAGCUUGACCGCCUGCACUUUGAGAGCGAUACCGCCUUGGCCAAAUCCUCCGAGACGAACGGGGACCGUGUCCUGCGGCGAAUCCACGCCGAGGAAAUGGCCUCCAGCCUACGCGAUGACAAACUGCUGGCUUGUAGCGGGGACCCGCAAAUACACCGCCAUAACAGCCAUGCCAGCACUCUCCAAGACGCGGGGACCCAUGCGUUGACCAAGGAGAACAUACAGAGACUCACGCACGAACAAGACUUGGAUCCCACCCUCCCUCGA